GCCUGGUGCAGGCUAGAUUUCAGCGGCUUAUCCGCGGGGAUAAACAAGGCGGAACGUCCCAGCGCCGAGCCGACCGCAUGCAACCGCUCUGUCAUGAGCACCGACAGUAACUCAUUAGCACGUGAAUUUCUGAUUGAUGUCAACCGACUUUGCAAUGCAGUGGUCCAGAGGGCGGAGUCCAGGGAGGAAGAAGAGGAGGAGACACACAUGGCAACCCUUGGACAGUACCUUGUCCAUGGGCGAGGAUUUCUGUUACUUACCAAGCUGAAUUCUAUCAUUGAUCAGGCCCUGACAUGCAGAGAAGAACUCCUGACUCUUCUCCUGUCGCUUCUUCCGCUGGUGUGGAAGAUACCUGUCCAGGAAAAGCAGGCAGCAGAUUUUAGUGGGCCAUUGUCAUCUGAUAUAAUCCUGACCAAAGAAAAGAACCCAAGCUUGCAAAGAUCUACUCAGGGAAAAUUAUAUUUAGAAGGAAGUACUCCAUCUGGUCAUGUUUCUGCAAAAGUCAACCUUUAUCAAAAAAGCAGACGACAGCGUAAAAGUACCCAUCGCUAUUCUGUAAGAGAUGCAAGAAAGACACAGCUCUCCACCUCUGACUCAGAAGGCAACUCAGACGAGAAAAGCAUAGUGGUGAGUAAGCACAGGAGGUCCCAUGUGCUGCCACACCUUGCAACACAGUCUCCUAAGGAAGACCACCCUCUAGCUAAACUCGACCCCUCUGCAACCAAAGAACAGGCCCUUCCCAACAUCAUGGCUUUGGAAAACUCGAGAGAGAUCAUUCCGAGACAGGAUUCAAACAGUGACAUUUUAAGUGAGCCAGCAGCCUUGUCUAUUCUCAGUAACAUGAGUAAUUCUCCCUUUGACUUGUGUCAUGUCCUAUUAUCUUUAUUGGAAAAAGUUUGCAAAUUUGACAUUGUUUUGAAUCAUAAUUCUUCCCUUGCAGCCAGUGUAGUGCCUACACUGACUGAAUUCCUAGCCAGCUUUGGGGACUGCUGUAACCAGAGGGACAGUGUGGCAAACCAAGUGGUUUCUACAGGUUGGACUGAAGAGCCGGUGGCUUUGGUUCAGAGGAUGCUCUUUCGAACUGUGCUGCAUCUUAUGUCAGUAGAUGUUAGCACUACAGAGGCAAUGCCAGAAAGUCUUAGAAAAAAUUUGACUGAAUUACUUAGGGCAGCUUUAAAAAUUAGAGCUUGCUUGGAAAAGCAGCCUGACCCUUUCGCACCAAGACAAAAGAAAACCCUACAGGAGGUCCAGGAGAGCUUUGUGUUUUCCAAGUUUCGUCAUAGAGCCCUUCUCCUCCCUGAGCUUCUGGAAGGAGUGCUACAGCUCCUGAUCUGUUGUCUUCAAAGUGCAGCUUCAAAUCCCUUCUACUUCAGUCAAGCCAUGGAUUUGGUUCAAGAAUUCAUCCAGCACCAAGGAUUCAAUCUGUUUGAAACAGCAGUUCUCCAGAUGGAAUGGCUGGUGUCAAGAGACGGCGUUCCUCCUGAGGCCACAGAGCAUUUGAAAGGCCUGAUAAAUAGUAUAAUGAAAAUUAUGAGCACUGUCAAAAAAGUGAAAUCAGAGCAACUUCAUCACUCCAUGUGUACGAGGAAAAGGCACAGGCGCUGUGAGUAUUCACACUUUAUGCAUCACCACCGAGAUCUCUCAGGUCUUCUGGUUUCGGCUUUUAAAAACCAGCUUUCCGGAAACCCUUUUGAAGAGACUGUGGAUGGAGGUGUGCAGUACCCCGAGCGGUGCUGUUGCAUUGCAGUGUGUGCUCACCAGUGCUUGCGCUUGCUGCAGCAGGCUUCCCUGAGUAACACCUGUGUCCAGAUCCUAUCAGGUGUUCACAGUGUUGGAAUCUGUUGCUGUAUGGAUCCCAAGUCUGUGAUUGUCCCUUUGCUCCAUGCUUUUAAAUUGCCAGUACUGAGAAAUUUCCAGCAGCACAUACUGAAUGUCCUUAGCAAACUUCUUUUGGAUCAGUUAGGAGGAGCAGAGAUACCACAGAGAAUCAGAAAAGCUGCUUGCAAUGUCUGCACGGUGGACUCUGACCAACUGGCCAAGUUAGAAGAGGCACUGCAGGGCAUGUCAUGUGAUGCUGGCUCUGCCUCGGGCUUGCCCAGUCCUUCUUACCGAUUUCGGGGGAUCCUUCCCAGCAGUGGGUCUGAAGACUUGUUGUGGAAAUGGGAUGCGUUAGAGGCUUAUCAGAACUUUGUCUUUCAAGAAGAUAGAUUAUAUAACAUACAGAUCGCAAAUCACAUUUGCAAUUUAAUCCAGAAAGGCAACGUAGUUGUUCAGUGGAAGUUGUAUAAUUACAUUUUUAAUCCUGUGCUUCACAGAGGAGUUGAAUUAGUGCAUCAUUGUCAACACCUAAGCAUUCCUUCAGCUCAGACUCACAAGUGUAGCCAACCAAAACAGUGUUUGCCUCAGGACGUGCUUCAGAUUUAUUUAAAGACCUUGCCUAACCUGCUUAAAUCCAGGGUAAUAAGAGAUUUAUUUUUAAGUUCUAAUGGAGUAAACCAAAUAAUUGAAUUAAAUUACUUAGACGGGAUUCGAAGUCAUUCUCUCAAAGCAUUUGAAACUCUGAUUGUCAGCCUGGGGGAACAGCAGAAGGAUGCUUUGGGCCCAGGUAUCGAUAGGCCAGACAUUGAGCAGGAGUUGCCGUCCUUAAGUGUGGCUUCUUCCCUUCCUAACCAGCAAGGUUCUUCAGAUUCUCCCCAGAGCCUCAGCAAAUUUUAUGCCAGUCUCAAAGAAGCUUAUCCAAAGAAAAGGAAGACCAUUCACCAGGAUGUUCAUAUCAACACCAUAAACCUCUUCCUCUGUGUGGCAUUUUUAUGUGUCAGUAAAGCAGAGUCUGAUAGGGAAUCAGCCAAUGAGUCAGAAGACACUUCUGGCUAUGACAGUACUGCCAGCGAGCCGUUAAGUCACAUGAUGCCACAUCUAUCUCUCGAGAGCCUUGUCUUGCCUCCCCCUGAACGUUUGCACCAAGCAGCAGAUGUUUGGUCCAUGUGUUGUUGGAUCUACAUGUUGAGCUCAGUCUUCCAAAAACAAUUCCACAGGCUUGAUGGUUUUCGAGUGUGCCAUAAAUUAAUGUUUAUGAUAAUUCAAAAACUGUGCAGGAGCCACAAAGAGGAGCAAGGAAAAAAACAGGGAGAAAUGAAUGUAAAUGAAAAUCAAGAGUUCAUUAGAACAUCUCAGCCUGAGAGGACACUGAAGGAAGAGUUAUCGGCUUUAACAGCAUCAGAACUGGGAAGUCUAAAAAGGAAUCUCAACAGCUUGAGUAAAUUAGAGCCACAGCAUAUUUCUUCCACAAAUAUGGGGCAGAGUUCUGCUACUGAAGCUGUUCCUGAGGAUGCAAAGGCCUUUAUGAGUCAAGAGAGCAAGACCUCCCUUCAGAGCAUACGCCUUUUAGAAGCCCUUCUAGCCAUUUGUCUUCAUAGCGCCAGAACCAGUCAGCAGAAGAUGGAAUUGGAGCUGACUAAUCAGAACUUGUCUGUGGAAAAUAUAUUGUGUGAAAUGAAGGACCAUCUUUCCCAGUCAAAGGUGACAGAAACAGAAUUAGCAAAGCCUUUAUUUGAUGCCCUGCUUCGAGUUGCUCUGGGGAGUCAUUCAGCAGAUUCAGAUCCUGGUGAUGCUAUAACUGAAAAGAGCCAUCAGCCUGAGGAGGAAUUGCUGUCUCAGCCUGGAGAUUUUUCAGAAGAAGCUGAGGAUUCUCAGUGUUGUAAUUUGAAACUUUUCGGUGAGGAAGAAGGUUAUGAAGCAGAUAGUGAGAGCAAUCCUGAGGAUGGUGAAACCCAGGAUGAUGGUGUAGAAUUAAAGCCUGGAGCAGAAGGUUUCAGAGCAUCAAUCGUUCCAAAUGACUUAUUUGAAAACCUUACUCAAGGGGAAAUAAUAUACCCUGAGAUUUGCAUGCUGGAAUUAAAUUUGCUUUCUGCUAGCAAAGCUAGACUUGAUGUGCUUGUUCAUGUAUUUGAGAGCUUUUUGAAAAUUGUCAAGCAGAAAGAAAAGAACAUUUUUCUUCUCAUGCAACAGGGAAUGGUGAAAAACCUUCUAGGAGGGUUCUUGAACAUUUUAACACAAACUGAUUCUGAUUUUCAAGCAUGCCAGAGAGUAUUGGUGGAUCUCUUGGUAUCUUUGAUGAGUUCAAGAACAUGUUCAGAAGAGCUAACCCUUCUUUUGAGAACAUUUCUGGAGAAAUCUCCUUGUACAGAAAUUCUUCUCCUUGGUGUUCUGAAAAUUGUUGAAAGUGAUGUUACUCUGAGCCCUUCACAGUACCUGACCUUCCCUUUGCUGCACACCCCGUUAAGCAGUGGUGUCUCAUCACAAAAGUGCCCUGGGGUUCUGAACAGUAAGGCCCUGGGCUUACUGAGAAGAGCAGGAAUUUCCCGUGGCAAGAAAGAGGCCGACAGAGAGCGUUUUCCGCAUCGGCUGCUUUCUUCUUGGCACGUAGCCCCCAUCCACCUGCCACUGCUGGGGCAGAACUGCUGGCCACACCUGUCGGAAGGCUUUAGUGUUUCACUGUGGUUUAAUGUGGAGUGUAUCCAUGAGUCCGAGAGUGCCGUGGAAAGAGGGAAGAAGAUGAAGAAAAGGAACAAACCAUCAGCUCUGCAAGACAGUGGUUUUGAAGGAGCAGGUACAACAACAGGGCCACCUGGUAACAGACCAGAAGGUAUAGAAUCCAUAAAUCCUGGCAACAGACUCAUGGAAGAUGGCUGCAUUCACUUGGUUUCACUUGGAUCCAAAGCAUUGAUGAUCCAAGUGUGGGCUGAUCCCCACAGUGGCACUUUUAUCUUUCGUCUGUGCAUGGAUUCAAAUGACGACAUGAAAGCUGCUUCAUUAGCACAGGUUGAAUCACAGGAGAAUAUUUUCCUCCCAAGCAAAUGGCAACACUUAGUACUUACUUACUUGCAGCAGCCUCAAGGGAAGAAGAAUGUCCAUGGCAAGAUUUCCAUAUGGGUGUCUGGGCAGAGGAAGCAGGAUGUCAUCUUAGAUUUUGUGCUUCCAAGAAAAACGAGCUUAUCAUCAGACAAUAAAACAUUUUGCAUGAUUGGCCAUUGUCUAACGUCCCAAGAAGAGUUUCUGCAAUUGGCUGGAAAAUGGGACCUUGGAAAUCUGCUCCUCUUCAACGGAGCUAAGAUUGGCUCACAAGAGGCCUUUUACCUAUAUGCUUGUGGACCCAACUACACAUCUAUAAUGCCAUGUAAAUAUGGCAAGCCAGUGAUUGACUAUUCCAGAUACAUUAAUAAAGAAAUUCUGCAAUGUGAACUAAUCAGAGAACUUUUUAUGACCAAGAAAGAUGUGGAUGUUGGUCUCUUAAUUGAAAGCCUUUCAGUUGUUUAUACAGCUUACUGUCCUACUCAGUACACAAUCUAUGAGCCUGUAAUUCGACUCAAAGGCCAAGUGAAAACUCAACUCUCUCAGAAACCUUUCAGCUCGAAGGAAGCCCAGAGUGUCUUGCUAGAACCUGCUCAGCUCAAGAGCCUCCGGCCUAUGGAAUGUAAAUCCAUCCAGGGCAUUCUGCACGAGAUUGGUGGGACUGGUAUAUUUGUUUUUCUCUUUGCUAGGGUUGUUGAACUCAGUGGCUGUGAAGAAACUCAAGCAUUAGCCCUCCGGGUUAUAUUGUCUUUAAUUAAGUACAACCAACAGAGAGUACAUGAAUUAGAAAACUGUAAUGGACUAUCUAUGAUUCAUCAAGUAUUGAUCAAACAAAAAUGCAUUGUUGGCUUUCACUUUUUGAAGACCCUUCUGGAAGGCUGCUGUGGUGAAGAGAUUAUCCACAUCAACGAAAAUGGGGAGUUUAAGUUGGAUGGAGAGUCUAAUGCUAUAAUCCAAGAUGUUAAACUGUUACAGGAACUGUUGCUUGACUGGAAGAUAUGGAAUAAAGCAGAGCAAGGUGUGUGGGAGACUCUCCUAGCAGCUCUGGAAGUCCUCAUCCGGGCAGAGCACCAGCAGCAGCAGUUCAAUAUUAAGCAGUUACUGAAAGCCCAAGUGGUCCGUCACUUCCUGCUGACUUGUCAGGUUUUGCAGGAACACAAAGAGGGGCAACUUACAACUAUGCCCCAAGAGGUCUGUAGAUCGUUUGUGAAAAUCAUUGCAGAAGUCCUUGGAUCUCCUCCAGACUUGGAAUUAUUGACAAUUAUCUUCAAUUUCCUUUUAGCAGUUCACCCUCCUACUAAUACUUAUGUCUGUCACAACCCCACAAACUUCUACUUCUCUUUGCACAUAGAUGGCAAGAUCUUGCAGGAGAAGGUGCAGUCGAUCAUAUACCUACGAUACUCCAGCAGUGGAGGGAGGUCUCUUCCCAGCCCUGAAUUUAUGGUAGUAAGCCCAUCUGACUUCACUGCAUCACCACCUGAAGGAACCAGUUCCUCCAGUAUUAUUCCACAGCGGAUGGGUGCCCACAUGGUACGAUCUAGAAGUCUACCAGCAUUUCCUACUUAUUUACCACUGAUGCAGGCACAAAAACUGCCUGGAAGAUUGGGUUGUAGUAUUGACAAGCUACAGAACAUUGCAGAUAGCCAACCAGAGAAGCAGAAUCCUUUGGGGAGUUCCGACACACUGAAAACUGGCAAAGAGGAUGCAUUCAUCAGUAGCUGUGAGUCUGCAAAAACUGUUUGUGAAAUGGAAGCUCUUCUCGCAGCACGGGCCUCUGCCAAUGAUGUCCCCAGAGAAGCACUGGGGUUUCCCAUGGCCAGAGUAGAUCAUAAAGACUUGGGAGUAGAGCCUAGAUCAGAUGAUGAAAGUCCUAGAGAUGAGUCCUUCCCACGUCGACCUGAUAACCUCAGGGGACUUGCCUCAUUCCAGCAAAGCCACAGCACUAUUGCAAGCCUUGGGCUCGCAUUUCCCUCGCAGAAUGGAUCCGCAGCUGCCAGCCGAUGGCCGAGUCUUGUUGAUAAGAAUGCUGAUGACUGGGAAAACUUUGCCUUUUCUCCUGGAUAUGAGUCAAACUACAGGCGAGCUGAAGGUGCUCACAGUGUCACUGAAGACUGCUUGGUGCCUAUCUGCUGUGGAUUUUAUGAACUCUUAAGUGGAGUCCUCCUUAUCCUGCCUGAUGUUAUGCUUGAAGAUGUGAUGGACAGGCUUAUUCAAGCGGAUACUCUCUUAGUUCUCGUUAACCACCCAUCACCAGCUAUCCAGCAAGGAGUGAUUAAACUAUUACACUCAUAUUUUAAUAGAGCAUCUAAGGAACAAAAGGAUAAGUUUCUGAAGAAUCACGGCUUUUCCUUGCUAGCCAACCAAUUGUAUCUUCAUCGAGGAACUCAGGAACUGUUAGACUGCUUCACUGAAAUGUUCUUUGGUCGCUGCAUUGGCCUUGAUGAAGAAUUUGAUCUGGAGGAUGUGAAGCAAAUGGGACUUUUUCAGAAGUGGGCUAUCAUUCCAGUUCUGGGACUAAUAGAGACCUCUCUCUAUGACAACAUCCUCUUGCAUAAUGCUCUGUUGCUGCUUCUUCAAGUUUUAAAUUCUUGUUCUAAAGUAGCGGACAUGUUGUUGGACAAUGGUCUGCUCUAUGUGUUAUGUAACACUGUAGCAGCUCUGAACGGAUUAGAAAAGAACAUUCCUUUGGGUGAAUACAAAUUGCUUGCAUGUGAUAUACAGCAACUUUUCAUAGCAGUUACGAUCCAUGCUUGCAGUUCAUCGGGCUCACAGUAUUUUAGAGUUAUUGAAGACCUUAUUGUACUCCUUGGAUAUCUUCAAAACAGCAAAAACAAGAGGACACAAAAUAUGGCUUUGGCCCUGCAGCUUAAAGUUCUCCAGGCUGCUAUGGAAUUUAUAAGGAGCACAGCCAAUCAUGAUUCUGAAAAUCCAACAGAUAUAGCCCAGUCACCUUCUGCUCCCCACCACUCAGUGGUUCAGAAGCGGAAAAGCAUUGCUGGUUCAAUUCCAAUGAAGGGUUCUGUUAUUCCUCAUCUACCAAGACGUCAUUUUGGUUCCUAUGGUCAGCUUCCGAUGCCCUUCUUCAGUCUCUUACAUCAGGACCCCUCCUCCCAGCUCUCUCCUGGAGCAGGUCCUCGAAAAUUCCCCAUGGCUCAAACAGAGUCUCUGCUGAUGAAGAUGCGUUCUGUGGCCAGUGAUGAACUGCACACUAUGAUGCAGAGGAGGAUGAGCCAGGAGCACCCAAGCCAGGCCUCGGAGGCAGAGCUUGCCCAGAGACUGCAGAGGCUUACCAUCUUGGCCAUGAACAGGAUCAUUUACCAAGAGUUGAAUUCAGAUAUCACUGAUAUUUUGAGAACUCCAGAAAAUGCAACUCAAGACAAGACCUCAGUUUCCCAGACUGAAAUUUCUGAAGAAAAUAUGCAUCAUGAGCAACCUCCUGUGUCUAAUCCAUUUCAGAAGGAAAUGCUCACAUACCUGGUAGAAGGAUUCAAAGUGUCUAUUGGUUCAAGUAAAACCAGUGGUUCUAAACAACAGUGGACUAAAAUCCUGGGGUCUUGUAAAGAAACCUUCCGAGUCCAGCUUGGGAGACUGCUAGCACAUAUUUUGUCACCAGUCCACACUGUACAAGAGAGAAAGCAAAUAUUUGAAAUAGUUCAUGAACCAGCUCAUCAAGACAUACUGCAAGACUGUCUCAGCCCAUCCCCACAACAUGGAGCCAAGUUGGUUUUGUAUUUGUCCGAGUUGAUACAUAAUCACCCAGAUGAGCUGAAUGAGGACGAACUGGGCACAGCUGAACUGCUGAUGAAUGCUUUAAAACUGUGUGGCCACAAGUGCAUCCCUCCCAGUGCUUCAUCCAAGCCAGAGCUCAUUAAAAUGAUCCAAGAGGAACAAAAGAAAUAUGAGAGUGAAGAGAGUCUGAGUAAAGCUGCCUGGCAGAAAACAGUUAAUAAUAACCAACAAAGUCUCUUUCAGCGGCUUGAUUUUAAAUCCAAGGAUAUAUCUAAAAUAGCUGCAGAUAUCACCCAGGCCGUAUCUCUCUCCCAAGGAAUUGAGAGAAAAAAGGUGAUCCAGCACAUCAGAGGGAUGUACAAAGUGGACCUGAGUGCCAGCAGACACUGGCAGGAACUCAUCCAGCAGCUGACACAUGAUAGAGCCGUCUGGUAUGACCCCAUCUACUAUCCAACUUCAUGGCAGUUGGAUCCCACAGAAGGGCCAAACCGAGAAAGGAGACGUUUGCAGAGAUGUUACUUAACUAUUCCAAAUAAGUAUCUCCUUAGAGACAGACAAAAGUUAGAAGGUGUGACUAAGCCACCACUCUCUUACCUAUUUGAAGAUAAAACUCAUUCUUCCUUCUCCUCUACCGUCAAAGACAAAGCUGCAAGUGAAUCCAUAAGAGUAAAUCGAAGAUGUAUCAGCGUUGCACCAUCUAGAGAGACAGCUGGUGAACUGUUGUUGGGUAAAUGUGGAAUGUAUUUUGUGGAAGACAAUGCUUCUGAUACAGUUGAAAGUUCGAGCCUUCAGGGUGAGUUAGAACCAGCAUCAUUUUCCUGGACAUAUGAGGAAAUCAAAGAAGUUCACAGGCGCUGGUGGCAGCUGAGAGAUAAUGCUGUAGAAAUUUUUUUAACAAACGGCAGAACACUCCUAUUAGCAUUUGACAACACUAAGGUUCGCGAUGAUGUGUACCAGAACAUUCUCACAAAUAACCUCCCAAAUCUUCUAGAGUAUGGCAACAUCACUGCUCUGACAAAUCUGUGGUACACUGGACAAAUUACCAAUUUUGAAUAUUUGACUCAUUUAAACAAGCAUGCUGGCCGAUCCUUCAAUGAUCUCAUGCAGUACCCCGUGUUCCCCUUCAUCCUCUCUGACUAUGUUAGUGAGACUCUCGACCUCAGUGAUCCAUUCAUCUAUAGAAAUCUCUCUAAGCCAAUAGCUGUGCAGUACAAAGAAAAAGAAGACCGCUACGUUGAUACAUACAAGUACUUGGAAGAAGAGUACCGAAAAGGGGCCCGGGAGGAUGACCCCAUGCCUCCUGUGCAGCCCUACCACUAUGGCUCCCACUACUCCAACAGUGGCACAGUGCUCCACUUCCUGGUCAGGAUGCCUCCUUUCACUAAAAUGUUUCUAGCUUACCAAGAUCAGAGUUUCGACAUUCCAGACAGAACUUUUCAUUCUACAAAUACAACUUGGCGCCUCUCGUCCUUUGAAUCCAUGACCGAUGUGAAGGAGCUGAUCCCAGAGUUUUUCUAUCUUCCUGAGUUCCUAGUUAACCGUGAAGGUUUUGACUUCGGUGUGCGUCAGAAUGGUGAACGGGUUAACCACGUCAACCUUCCUCCAUGGGCACGUAACGAUCCUCGUCUGUUCAUCCUUAUUCACCGACAGGCAUUAGAGUCUGACCACGUGUCCCAGAAUAUCUGUCACUGGAUUGACUUGGUGUUUGGGUACAAGCAAAAGGGAAAGGCUUCUGUUCAAGCCAUUAAUGUUUUCCAUCCAGCUACAUACUUUGGAAUGGAUGUCUCCGCAGUUGAAGAUCCAGUGCAGAGACGAGCUCUAGAAACCAUGAUAAAAACCUAUGGACAGACCCCUCGUCAGCUGUUCCACACAGCCCACACCAACAGACCUGGAGCCAAGCUCAACAUUGAAGGAGAACUUCCAGCAGCUGUUGGCUUAUUAGUGCAGUUUGCUUUCAGAGAGACUCGAGAACAAGUUAAAGAAAUAACUUAUCCGAGCCCUUUGUCAUGGAUCAAAGGCUUGAAGUGGGGGGAGUACGUAGGUUCCCCAAGUGCUCCAGUACCUGUGGUCUGCUUCAGCCAGCCCCAUGGAGAAAGAUUUGGUUCUCUCCAGGCAUUGCCCACCAGAGCCAUCUGUGGUUUAUCCCGAAACUUCUGUCUUCUGAUGACCUACAGCAAAGAGCAAGGUGUGAGAAGCAUGAACAGUACGGACAUUCAGUGGUCCGCUAUCCUGAGCUGGGGGUAUGCCGACAACAUCUUACGGCUGAAGAGUAAGCAGAGCGAGCCACCCAUCAACUUCAUACAGAGUUCCCAGCAGCACCAGGUGACCAGUUGUGCCUGGGUGCCUGACAGUUGCCAGCUCUUCACAGGGAGCAAGUGUGGUGUCAUCACAGCCUACAGCAACAGGCUCACCAGCUGCAUGCCCUCAGAGAUAGAAAUGGAGACUCAGAUGCAUCUCUACGGACAUACAGAAGAGAUAACCAGCUUGUGUGUCUGCAAGCCAUACAGUGUGAUGAUAAGUGUGAGCAGAGACGGGACUUGCAUCGUGUGGGACCUCAACAGGCUAUGCUAUGUACAAAGUCUGGCAGGACACAAAAGCCCUGUGACAGCUGUCUCUGCCAGUGAGACGUCAGGUGACAUUGCCACUGUGUGUGAUUCAGCUGGCGGAGGCAGUGACCUGAGACUCUGGACAGUGAAUGGGGACCUCGUUGGACAUGUCCACUGCAGAGAGAUCAUUUGCUCUGUGGCUUUCUCCAACCAACCUGAGGGAGUGUCCGUCAAUGUCAUUGCUGGGGGACUGGAAAAUGGCGUUGUACGAUUGUGGAGCACCUGGGAUUUGAAGCCUGUGAGAGAAAUUACAUUUCCCAAGUCAAAUAAGCCUAUUGUAAGCCUCACGUUCUCUUGUGACGGCCACCACCUGUACACAGCCAACAGCGAAGGCACGGUGAUUGCCUGGUGUCGGAAGGACCAGCAGCGCAUGAAGCAGCCCAUGUUCUACUCCUUCCUCAGCAGCUAUGCGGCGGGGUGAGCAGAGGAACAGCCUCGCAGAGCACCGCAGCACCACACUGGAGGCCUUGGCUUCAGCCCUUUGGAAACGGAUGACUGAGCAGACACCCGGUAACAACAGUGCCGUUCCCUGCACACACUUUACAGCCUCCUGGGUCCCAGAGAAAAGCCCUGCCUGCCCUCCUUCAAGUGAUGAUGUGGACGGCUGGGUCAGCAUACCAGCCACCAAGCUUCAAGUCUCAUGGGGCAAAAUACAGUCAAAAUCUUAGUGCUAUUUCCCAAGAAGGUAUUCUGAAGAAAAGUUUAGUGUUCCUCUUUUCCUUCAAAAGAAAGUGAAGCAUUUAAAUUGACAAAUUGUUUAUGUAAAGUACUAAAAAUUAUAUCCUAAAAGUUUCUGCCCUGGUGUAUCCCACACAUAUACCCCCCCAAAAGGAAAGAACAUUUCAGGACUCAAUAAUUGCUUCCUUUAAGAAGCAAAUUAUUCAGUAGGUGCUCUGCACCAAAUACUUCAUGGAAAAUCUGAGUACUACAAUUGAACAUCUACUGCGUCCCAACAUAAGGCAGUUUUUGUCAGUUGCCUUCUCAGCUCAAAGGAGAACUAGAAUGUUCUGACAGCCAUAAGGAAGAAUGCAGGUACUUGUGAUCUCAUACACAUCCUGUUUGUUCACGGAGAUUUUGAUUAAGAUCCACAACACUAGAUACUGAAUAUCCUUGGUUGAGAGACUAAUGUUUAAGCAUAAUGGUAAAAUUCUAGUGUCUGCCAUUGCAAUGCUGUCUUAGGAAACACUGAAUAGAAUUUGCACUAGAAAACUCUGCUUGGUGUUAACAGAGGCAAAACAGCUCAGCCAGUCCACAGGGAGAGUGCUAUACCCUGAAACAGCUGUGAAAGUGAAGGCAGCUUGUGGGUGCGGACAGAAGGCAGAGCUACGCCUUCUUUCUAGGAAACCUGUUUCACUCAUUCCUGCUACCCUGAAAAUCCUAGGGACAGUGGGAAAGCUCAGCGUGAGCCAUCACAUACACAAGGAAAGCUCUGGAAUUGUCUCUGCUGCACAGGGACAGCUGGAUUUUAACUUGAGGUGCUUCUUCAGGGGCUUAGAGAUCUGUCACCUCGGAUUGAAGCAUGUACUGCUGCCUCACUGCAUCAGUCAUGGAGAUUAGUUCACAGUGUUUACAGAGCACUUUCGUAACUUCCAGACUGUCUAAACAUUCUGCUGAAAACUAUAAAAUGCAAUUCCAGCCUUUCUGCUCUGGGGACAGGAACAGGGAGAGCUGGAGCCUCACAGGCUCUUGACCUGACCUUGGCAUCUUUAGAUCGAGUUGACAUGGGCCACAUGUUACUCCUGGGGUCCACUUGAGGCAAAGAUAACUUACUUCUACUCACAUUGAAGUGACCAGCUUUGUCUGGCUUCCAGUUUUUACUGAGAACUUCCAGUUAGUCUCCUAGGAUAGGGAUGCUAUGCAGUCUUGUUUUUUAAGGGCCGAAUUUCAUCAUUUAUCUGAAGAGAAAAUAUGCAAACUAUUUGGUCUUGUUAAGAGUGCAAUAUUCUAUUUUUAUGUAAAAAUGAAAAUUAAUUGGGAUUAUUUAUUGAGCAUGAAACCCAGUAUGUAUAUGUUGGAAACACUUCCUAACAUGCAUGUUGUAGCAAACAUUCCUGUAAACCAUCACAUGCUCUAUUAUCUUUGUAUACACUGCCACUUCAGUUUGGAAAUAAAUUUCAUAAAAGUAGAUUUAAA
Messenger RNA from Nannospalax galili (Upper Galilee mountains blind mole rat), 13319 nucleotides. RefSeq names its product lysosomal trafficking regulator (gene Lyst). The transcript is spliced from 53 exons. Gene Ontology annotation, biological process: intracellular protein localization. The record is from RefSeq and is a predicted model, not a curated record. Bases 94 to 11607 code for a protein of 3837 amino acids. Gene Ontology annotation, cellular component: cytosol; membrane. NCBI's taxonomy places the organism in Eukaryota, Metazoa, Chordata, Mammalia, Rodentia, Spalacidae. Gene Ontology annotation, molecular function: protein kinase binding.